Molecule: messenger RNA, 1089 nt
Organism: Penicillium cosmopolitanum
Lineage: Eukaryota; Fungi; Ascomycota; Eurotiomycetes; Eurotiales; Aspergillaceae
Exons: 2
Coding region: 1-1089 (362 amino acids)
Source: RefSeq, a predicted model, not a curated record
AUGUCUCGGCGUCUAAGUGAGGCUUUUAUGAGCUGUCUUCGCUGCCUAGGCAAUUCAACAACUUGCGGCUGCAUUGGCGACAACUCCAGUGAUGAAGAGCAGGGCGUCCCAGCACCUGCCCAAUCUACCCCAGCCGCAACAGGAGCAGCCCCAGCCGCGGGCUCAAAUCAGCAGCCACAGCCACAGACUCCAUUGCAGAUAUCUCCUGCUGCCCAGCCCCAAGCUGCUGCCAAGGCGGCACCUACUACAACACCUACUCAGCCGAUAGCAGGCCCUUCAGGAUCUCGUCCAGGGCCUCGUCCACGGACUCGGAAUCUAGGUAUACUUGAAGCCGCGUUCGAGGCGCCCCCUCGCCCUUUCGAGGAGGUCCUCGGCUCUGGCAAUACUGGUAAUAGACUACGGCAAUGGAUGAAAGCACAUGACCCUCUUUUUGACAAUGAUCCUGCUCUCGCGCAUCUCAAGUAUAACAAGUUCCAAGAUGUCGGGGCCCAACGUUCGGGAUUACUUGAGGAUCAGGUGAAGGAACUUGGGCUUCCUGAUGAGUUCGGUUCCGACGCGGGAUCUCAAUUUAAUGUUGAUGUUUCUAGUGCUUCCGAAUCCGACAAGGAUACCAAACCUUCUGUGUAUCUGAAAUUUCAAUGCGGUGCAAUGACCGAAGACUUUAAUUGGGAGGGCAGUACCGGUCCGGGGAUCAUCGUUAUUGAUGUUGCAUACAGAGAACCUUGGUCAGCCACUCCACGCCAUGCAUACGUGACUAAAGCUAUAUACGAAUAUAAGUUUUCCCUUCAGACUUUAGAGCAUGUGUUUGUUACUCGCAUCCUGAAUGUUAACACAAGGCGCUUUAUCAGUGAGCGCCUAUACACCGAGGACAACAAUCUCACCUGGCCGGCAGACGAUGCAGAAACAAAGGAUUUCCCCCCUAUUGCUUGGGAAAAUGGCACGGCAGAGUAUGAUGCCCUGCUUGGAACUGCAUUUGGUAAGAUUAUUGCCUACUUAGUUCUUAGCGCGUAUCCCAGGGUACUCGAAGAAUUGCCCGGGUCGUCACCUGGCCGCUUCCUCUGUGCAUGCGUUUUGACAUUGAGGAUUUGA